Messenger RNA from Mustela lutreola (European mink), 5305 nucleotides. It is a transcript of the gene NOD2, whose product is annotated as nucleotide binding oligomerization domain containing 2. Bases 95 to 3136 code for a protein of 1013 amino acids. Lineage: Eukaryota; Metazoa; Chordata; Mammalia; Carnivora; Mustelidae. Gene Ontology annotation, molecular function: protein binding. The transcript is spliced from 12 exons. The record is from RefSeq and is a predicted model, not a curated record. Gene Ontology annotation, biological process: regulation of apoptotic process.
GGCCUGAGAGGAGCCGGAGUGGAAGUCCGAGCCGUGAGGGUUGUGCCCAGACCGCAAGGCGGAAUUGGGGUGCAGGUGAUUGUGCGGUUAUGAAAUGUGUACCCAGGAGGCUUUCCAGGCUCAGAGGGGCCAGCUGGUGGGGCUGCUCGUCUCGGGGUCCUUGGAGGGCUUCGAGAGCAUCCUGGACUGGCUGCUUUCCUGGGAAGUCCUCUCCUGGGAAGACUAUGAGGGCCUCAGCCUCCUGGGCCAGCCACUCUCACACUUGGCCAGGCGCCUCCUGGACACUGUCUGGAACAAGGGCACUUGGGGCUGUGAACAGCUCAUCGCAGCCAUCCAGGAGGCCCAGACCGACUACCAGGCUCGGGAGCUGUCCAGCUGCUGGGACCCCCACUCGCCCCACCCAGCCCGGGACCUGCAGAGUCACCGGCCAGCCAUCGUCAGGAGACUCCACGGCCACGUGGAGGGCGUGCUGGAUCUAGCCUGGGAGCACGGUUUCAUCAGCCAGUACGAAUGUGAUGAAAUCCGGUUGCCCAUCUUCACGUCCUCCCAGCGGGCAAGGAGGCUCCUCGAUCUUGCCACAGUGAAGGCGAAUGGGUUGGCUGCCUUCCUUCUACGUCAUGUUCAGAAAUUGCCAGUCUCGUUGGCCCUGCCUUUUGAAGAUGCCGCCUGUAAGAAGUACAUGUCCAAGCUGAGGACCACGAUAUCUGCUCAGUCUCGCUUUCUGAGCACCUACGAUGGGGCAGAGAAUCUUUGCCUGGAGGAAAUAUACACAGAGAAUGUUCUAGAAAUCCGGACAGAGCGGGGCCCGGCCGGACUCCCACAGAAGAGCCCUGUGACGCUGGGCCUGGAGGAGCUCUUCGGCACCCGUGGCCAUCUCAAUGAAGAGGCAGACACUGUGCUGGUCGUGGGCGAGGCGGGCAGCGGCAAGAGCACGCUGCUACAGCAGAUGCACCUGUUGUGGGCCUCAGGGCGCGACUUCCAGGAAUUUCUCUUCGUCUUCCCAUUCAGCUGCCGACAGCUGCAGUGUGUGGCCAAGCCGCUGUCUGUGCAGACGCUGCUCUUUGAACACUGCUGUUGGCCUGACCUUGGCCAACAGGAGGUCUUCCAGUUCCUCCUUGACCACCCCAACCGUGUCCUCUUAACUUUCGAUGGCUUUGAUGAGUUCAAGUUCAGGUUCUCGGAUCGUGAGCGCCACUGCUCUCCGACCGACCCCACCUCUGUCGAGAAUCUGCUGUUCAACCUUCUGCAGGGUAACUUGCUCAAGAACGCACGCAAGGUGCUGACCAGCCGUCCGGAUGCAGUGUCCGCACUGCUCAGGAGGUACCUGCGUUUGGAACUCCACCUCAAGGGCUUCUCGGAAGAGGGCAUCGAGCUGUACCUGAGGAAGUGCCACCGUGAGCCGGGGGUGGCCGACCGCCUUGUCCGCCUGCUCAAAGCGACCUCACCCCUGCAUGGGUUGUGCCACCUUCCUGUUGUCUCGUGGAUGGUGUCCAAAUGCCACCAGGAACUGUUGUUGCAUGGUGGCGGGUCCCCAAAGACCACCACGGAUCUGUACCUGCUGAUCCUGCAGCAUUUUCUGCUGCAUGCCUCCCCACCAGACUCGGUGCCCUGCGGUCUGGCACCCGGCCUGCUUCAAGGCAGGCUCCCCUCCCUCCUGCACCUGGGCCGGCUGGCUGUCUGGGGCCUGGGUACAUGCUGCUAUGUAUUCUCAGACAAGCAGCUCCAGGCAGCACACAUCGACAGCGAGGACAUUUCUCUUGGCUUCCUGGUGCAUGCCAAGAGUGUUGUGCAGGGGGGCACAGCCCCCCUGGAAUUCCUGCACAUCACCUUCCAGUGUUUUUUUGCAGCCUUGUACCUUGUGCUUAGUGCUGACCUGUCGCCGUCCUUGCUCAGACAACUCUUCAGUUGUCACGGGCCACACAGCUCGCUGCUGGCCCGGCUGCUGCCCCCCAUGUGCGUGCCACACUCAGAGCACCAGGAGGGCAGCACGGCCGCUUUGCUGCAAGAGGCUGAGCCCCACAACCUCCAGAUCACAGCAGCCUUCCUGGCAGGGCUGCUGUCCCGGGAGCACCAGGGCCUGCUGGCUGGGAGCCAGGUGUCCGAGAAGGCCCUGCUCCAGCGCCAGGCCUGUGCCCGCAGCUGUCUGUCCCGCAGCCUCCACAAGCACUUCCACUCCAUCCCUCCGGCCGUGCCGGGGGAGGCCAAGAGCAUGCACGCCAUGCCUGGGUUCAUCUGGCUUAUCCGGAGCCUGUACGAGAUGCAGGAGGAACGGCUGGCCCGGGAGGCCGUGCGGGGGCUCAAGGUCGGGCACCUGAAGCUGACGUUUUGCGGCGUGGGCCCCGCAGAGUGUGCUGCCCUGGCGUUUGUGCUGCGGCACCUCCGGCAUCCCGUGGCCCUGCAGCUGGACCACAACUCUGUAGGGGAUGUUGGUGUGGAGCAGCUGCUGCCUUGCCUCAACGUCUGCAAGGCUCUAUACUUGCGGGAUAACAACAUCUCAGACCGAGGCGUCUGCAAGCUCGUGGAGCGAGCCCUGCACUGCGAGCAGCUGCAGAAGUUAGCACUCUUUAACAACAAACUGACCGAUGGCUGUGCACCCUCCAUGGCCAGGCUCCUCUCGUGCAAGCGGAACUUCCUGGCAUUAAGGCUGGGGAAUAACCACAUCACUGCCACGGGAGCCCAGGUGCUGGCCGAGGGGCUCAGAGCCAAUGCCUCCUUGCAGUUCUUGGGGUUGUGGGGCAACAAGGUGGGUGACGAGGGGGCCCAGGCCUUGGCUGAAGCCUUGGGGGAUCACCAGAGCUUGAGGUGGCUCAGCCUAGUGGGCAACAACAUUGGCAGCACGGGGGCUCAAGCCUUGGCGUUAAUGUUGGAAAAGAACGUGGCGCUGGAAGAACUCUGCCUGGAGGAGAACCGUCUCCAGGAUGAAGGUGUGUGUUCUCUUGCUGAAGGACUUGAGAAGAAUUCAAGUUUGAAAGUUCUGAAGCUGUCUGACAACUCCAUCACCUACUUUGGGGCAGAAGCCCUCCUGCGGGCCCUAGAAAGGAAUGACACCAUCCUAGAAGUCUGGCUCCGAGGCAACACGUUCUCUGCCGAGGAAGUGGAGAGGCUCGGCCAGAGAGACACCAGACUCUUGCUCUGAAGCCUGGGGGCCAGUGUUGAUCUCAGCGUGUUUGCGAACAGGCUGUGGGUUUGGACCCCUGAAGUUGGAUACAGAGCCGUGUCCUGCCCAGGUCAGGGCUGGUGCAACAGGUCAUCUCUGUUCCAGCAGAGGAAGGAGCAACAGGGUCCUUCACAGCAUACUUUCUGCAGCCGAUUUUGCAUCCGGUUCUGCCCAAGAUUCAGUCCACGGAGUGUCGCAGAAGGGUAGCUCCUCCCUGCCUCCUGCUAAUCUGACACAGGACAGCAGGGCCCAUGGAUGUUAUCGUAUCAUUGUGGGUUUGAGACCUGGAUCCGCAGGAGAGGCCCCUUCCCGCCUGACUCACAAUGAGGAGGGGGACUCAGGAUGCAACUUUCUGCCAGGUUUCAACUCCUGGGUGGUCAUCUCUCCAGGCUGUUCCCCACAUCUGGUCCCUCCCCUCAUUCUGGAUACCCCUGCACAUGGGAAGGAUUCAGAAUACUGGGUGUUUUCAGCUUUGAUAUUUAGAGCCACAAAUGCAGGGUGGGAAGGGCUAUAAUUUACCUGCUGUCCUUCCCGAUACUUAAGACAUUAUUGAAAGGGGACACAUGACAGCCACUUAGUUCCCCCAGACAUUCUGGAUUUUCAAGGAAAAUAAGACCACACUACAGCUGAUAUCGCACACACACUUUUAUUUCCAGGGAAAUCAGUUAGACUUCAGUUAAGCUUUUGGAAGCCGCUCUCCACCCAAACGCAGUGUUGUAGAAUCAGUCCUGGCCAGGAUUUGGAGCGAAUCCCCCAGGGCUCUGCCUGGUCCCUUGGGAGAGGGACUCUGACAGCAGACUUCCAAAAUAGAUUCCGAAGAGGUGGUUCGGUGUUACAUGAUAGAAAGUUAUGGAUCAGAAGUUUAUAGGGGCAAGAUCAAAGACUUUUCCUUAUAAGACAGAUGUUUUCCCGGAUUUUUUUCCCCCCCAAAUGAUGUAUGUUGAAGCCUCUAUAAACUGUCAGGUGCUGUGCAAGUGUUACUACUUAAACAUUAUUAUUCGUGAACACUGGUUAAUAUUUACAAACCACUUUGUUUUAUUCUCCCCAGUUUGUUUUUUAUAAAAAAUGCAACCACGGAUUUUACACUGUAAAUAGUCACAGUGAAGAAAACGGUGGCGAGCCCUCCUCCCACCCAAGCUGUCUUCAUUGUGACCAAAUAUUUAAAAAAAAAUUCUUGAAUGUUGUCAGAUAUUAAAGCAACAGUUUUUUACUUGGAGAGGGAAGAAUGAUGUUUGCACCAGAACAUUUAUUGUUUAGGGCAAAGGCAAUUCUUAGAACUAGGCCUGCAAACAAAACGCUCUGAGCUUCGGCUUAGAAAGGCCUACCCCUGCGUGAAGUCUGAGGCCGUGUGGAAGUCUCAUGGUGCCCUGCGGGGUGGCAAGGCCAAUGUGGGCUCCAGGAGUCUUUAGCAGAAGAAGGAUGGAGAAGGUUCUGGAACAGCUCUUCUCAGCAAGCAGCCUCCUGAGACGGUCUCGCUGAAAUCAUUCUCAGCUGCAUUUAAUGAGCUCAGGGGGCUCCUCACCAAAGUGAGAUCCGCUCCCUGGCCAGGUUUUGGGGGCCUGGCUUGCGAAAUGCGGCGGCAUGUCCAUGGGCUCCCGCAUACGGGCUUGCCUGUGGGCUCUCUGCUCGUGGUGUUCAUUUUUGUCCAGUCCACUGUUCUGAUACAGAAGAUUGGGAGAGAGGUGGGGAUCGACUAGGCCAGCUUUCCCUGAGGAGUCAACACAGCAGUCCUUGUGUGUGGCAGCAUCUUUGGAUUGUAAAUUUCAUUUUCCUGAAAUUCCUUCAGCAAUGAUUUAUGGGCCAGAUAUGGUAGGAGCAUCGGUGGAAGAACAACAGAGACAUGAUCCCGGUCCUCAAGGCACGUAGGUUGGUGAGGAGGGGAGAGGUGGUUAGAAAACUAGUGAACUGGAAGAUACAGAAAAUAAGGUCCACUGUGAUAACAGCUAGGAAGGAAAUAAACAGAGGCGCCGGGGUGACUCAGUUGGUGAAGUGUCUACCUUUGGCUUGUCCCAGGGUCCUGGGAUUGAGCCCCAUGUGAGGCUUCCCCCUCAGUGGAGCACCUGCUUCUCCCUCUGCCUGUCCCCUCUACUCACGUGGGUGCACUCUCUCUCUCUCAAAAAAAAAAAAAAAAAAAAGGAAGUGAAGGUU